AGUUGAUCGCUGUUCUUGGAAUAAAGUACACAGUCUUUCCGUUGUGUGAUUUCUAUAUAAAAUUCUUGUGCAUUUCCUUUAUUAAUUUACUAAAAGUGCUUAAAGUCCGCGAUUAGAGUAUUCUUUCCGAGGUGCUAUCAAAUCGAUUCGCCCCUCAAGCUCAGUGCGGCUGCGCCGGAAAGGCAGUGGAUGGGUCGGAGAGCUUCAUUAAGAACAUUCAUUCAUUGAAGACUUCACGCGACUUCAACACUCUUACAUCCCACCCACGCACUCCAUCCCCGAGCCCAUCCGAGCACGUCCUAGGACAGCAAACGUCCCACGUCAGUGUCCACCGAUUGCGUGUGACGAACGGUUGGCCAGAGUCAUCGCAACCAAAAGCCACUUCCUCAGGAACUCUGAGCCAGGAGAGCUGUUGAAGCCAAGUGUGUGUGCGAGAGUCGCCCAUGGAGGGCAGAUAUUGAUUUUUCCGUCAGUCGCGGUAGUUCGCAACAUAAUGGCGGGCAUGAAAAUUCGUGUGGAAAAAUGUGGUGGAAAUUAGUGUGUGAAGUGAUUUUUCUGGUGCUGGGACUUGGAUACGUGUCUGGUGCAAUCAACCAGCACGAUUUCUUUCCAGGUCUUCGAAGAGCACCAAGCACCAAAAUAACUUCAAACUCAUAUGAUGAGAACUACCUUGCGCAGAUACUAAAUUUUAUUGAGGAGCAAGCAAGACGUAGAUUCCAGCAGAAGGUGGUUGAAUACCAGCUGGAUCCUUCAAUCAACCAUCAGGUUCCUCAGGUGCCUCAAGAAGCACCUGAGCCGGGCUUCACAUAUCAAUUCCCAGAAAUGAAGGAUCAUGAGUUCAAUGAGCCCUACCAGUUCGCAGUUGGACCCAAUGACCCCAGAUUCUACGACCUAGACUCCGAACUACCGGUGCGAUUGAAUGAGGAUGUGUCCCUGGAGGAGCACAGAGAGGACUUUCCUUACUAUCGCAUCAAGGGUCCCAUCAAUGUAAAUCCCAAACUCAAGCAGAUCGAUCCAGAUGCCAGCAAUGACGAUGUAUCCCGAGAGAUGCAGGGUCUGCUGCAAAAACUAAGCCAUGGGAUGCCCAAUGGGGGCAGUGUCCUGGACCCCAAUCUCCUGGUAAGGCACGAUGUCAUCCAGAAGCCUAUGGACAUUGAAGCGCCCGUUGGAAUGUACGUAGUCGCCCUCGUAGCAGGGGUUAGUGCAGCUAUUACCGUUGGCCUUCUUGCAGUAGCCAUCGGAUGGUACACUUUCUACAAGAAGGCCAAAGCUGCUGCUGAUGUAGAGUAUCCUGCCUAUGGAGUCACUGGCCCCAACAAGGAAGUUUCUCCAUCCGGAGACCGCCGCCUGGCACAAAGUGCUCAAAUGUAUCACUAUCAGCAUCAGAAGCAGCAAAUAAUAGCCAUGGAGAACAGCCUAAACGGUGAGAGGAAUGGGUCACUGUCGGAUGUCAACAGUGACGAUGAGAAUGAAGAAGGAGACUACACAGUCUACGAAUGUCCUGGACUAGCUCCUACUGGCGAGAUGGAGGUGAAGAAUCCGCUCUUCUUUGAUGAUCCAACACCAGCAACUCCGGCCAAUGUAACAGUUGUGCAGCAGAGUAAGCCCGAUUCAACUUCCAAGUCACCUAAAACAAAGGAAUAAUUUUAUAUAAUAAAUGGCCAGGAGUUUUUUGAAGGAGAUGGGCAACUUUAACAUUUUACCAUUUAGAAGGAAAUUGAGAAAGAAUUUUCCGUUUAAGCAUCUACGUAGAUUCCUUUUGACGCCAUGUCUUCAGACUCUCUGUAAGACUGAUAAAUCUCAAUUCAUUGGUCUCUAAAACGAGUCAAUUUGUAAGACCUAAAAAUAUCAAAAUUUUUCUCAAUUAGAUUUUUUCCCGAAAACAAAGGAUUAUAAAUCUUUCAUUUUAACAGUGAGAAAUGAGAUUCUAAGAAAGCCAGUCUGUAGAAGAGAUUUAAAAAAAAAAGAAACCUUUUACCACAUAAAUGUAAAACCCUAAAGUGAAACAAUUUAUAAAUAAACUUAAAGGACAUAAUUAAUCCUCCCAAAACAAAAAAAAACCAAAAAUGUAAAUGUUGUGGAAUGUGAAGAAUAUAUUGACUGUUAAUUGUUGGAUGGACUAAUAACAAUAUUAAAUGUAUAUAUCUGGAUAUGGAUUAUUCCAAAGAUAAUAAAACAUUGGAGUGUUUUAAUCAAUAAAAAAAUGCAGCUGAGAAAUAAUAAAAUAAAUAAAAUAGAAACUUUUGAAAAGCCCAUUUCACUCCAACCACAAGUUCAGAGACAUUUUUCCUUAAUUUCCCAGCACAAAUUUGUCACCAGAGAAGGAUUGAUAAACACUAAAAUAAUCGAUGUAACAUCUUAUGAUCCCAACAAGAGAAAACUAUAUAUAUGGAUGAAAUAAACCACUCUUUGAAGUACUUAACAAUUUAUUGUCAAAUUAAGUGAAAGCUAUUAAACUAACAUUAUAUAGAAGAAAGUAAACUUAUAUAUAAUCUCAUGUCUCUAAGGAAAGCCAAGAUUGAACAAGAAGGAAUUGGAAAAGUGAAGAGAGGAGCUUGAAAUAGAAAUUUUGGAUUGAGAAGAUUUGUGGCAGGAGAAGAAAAGCCAGAUUGGAUUAAGUGAAGCGGACAAAAUUUAAAUUGGACAGGGAUGUGGACUUAUGCCAGAUAGAAAUUGAUAAAUUUAUAAAAAAAAAAUGAAAAUGAAGCGUAUAUUUAGAAAGAGAAGAAAAUAAACUGAAAUAAACAGCAUUAUAUUCCACAAGA
Molecule: messenger RNA, 2765 nt
Organism: Phlebotomus papatasi
Lineage: Eukaryota; Metazoa; Arthropoda; Insecta; Diptera; Psychodidae
Exons: 6
Coding region: 523-1644 (373 amino acids)
Cellular component (GO): membrane
Source: RefSeq, a predicted model, not a curated record